Molecule: messenger RNA, 7799 nt
Organism: Sphaerulina musiva SO2202
Lineage: Eukaryota; Fungi; Ascomycota; Dothideomycetes; Mycosphaerellales; Mycosphaerellaceae
Product: beach-domain-containing protein
Exons: 1
Coding region: 112-7698 (2528 amino acids)
Molecular function (GO): protein binding
Source: RefSeq, a predicted model, not a curated record
AUCCGCCUGAGCAUAUGAACCACGGCGUCCAGCUGCCCGCGAGGCCAGUAUGAUGAGUGCACAGACAGAAGGCCCUCAUGCUCAUGCGUUCGCCCAGCUCCGACGCCGAGAAUGGCCUUGCGCGUGAGCCACCCAGCAGGUCGGAGGAGAUCUGCCACUCGCGGAUUGAAUAGCGAUGAGCAGGAUACCGACACGGCCGCUCUGAUACGCAGUCUCGCGGUACAGCCUGCAACUGAUGCACCAUCCAUCGAGGACGAGUUCGCGCGCCUGUCAGACAUCGCGGGGAAACUGCGGCUAGAGCUGGCAUCUCACUUUCCAUCGAAAGAUACCUUCCGGCAUGGCGGCGGCUUCGAAACACUACUCGAGGUACUUCGCGCUGUCAAUCUUCGGCUGGCCUCACCGCAAGAUGGGAACCUCGUCCAUGAUGCAGCGUCCGAGCUGAUGCAAAGUCUGCUUCGACUGCUGACGGAAGCCCUUGCUCACCACAGCGGGAACGAGCGUUACUUUGCCAAUCACGCCGAUGGGUGGCAGUCUCUUCAUGACUCUUUGGCAGUGACGCAGCGAACCUUCGUGGCCGUCGAUAACUGCGCGGGGAUUGCACAAUUGUAUGACAGCCUUCUUGGUUGUGCACUUCGGAGUCACGAAUGGGGAUUUAUGCGUACCCAAAUUCGUGAUGAAAAAGACACCAUCGCCGCUCUGGAUGACGUACUGGGCCCACGUACCAGUUUGGAAAAUGCUCAAGCGUGCUCAACGGCCGUAGAGCUCAUCCUUGAUUCUUCCUUGUAUGAGAGUGAAAGCAGUCGACAGACCCUUCGUCGCUGUGCUGCGGCGCUGUUGAAACUCGUCACUGGCAUUUGUGAUAUUAGCACAAGAAACGCUGUGGCGCUGUGGCAGACUGGUAUACUGUCCACGCUCAUCCGAACACAGAGUGACUCGCACUCUAGCGAGCUCAUUCGAAGAUUGGUUCUCUCUGUUGGUCGUUUUGGCUUCACGAACCUCCAUGACGUGCAGCAUCUAUUCAAGAGCGCACUGAGCUCAGAAGCUACACGAGAUGAUCUCCUGACCCUUCUACGAAGCUCAAAGCAGCCUGCAUUUGUGCAAUUUGACAUUUCGCGCCUAGGCUUUGCCGCUAUUGAGAUUCCCAGCCUGCGUUGGACGUUUCCGCCGGCACAAGGCUUCGCUCUGACAGCCUGGAUACGCGUCGACGAGUUUGACGCGAGCACGCAUACCACCAUUUUUGGCGCUUUCGACUUGGCUCAUUCCUGCUUUGUGCUGCUCUAUCUGGAGAAAGAUAGCCGCCAAUUGAUUCUCCAGACAUCAAUCCGAGCGCCUAAUCCGAGUGUGAGGUUCAAAAGCACGCACUUUGAGCCGAGUAGAUGGUACCACCUCGCCUUGGUGCAACGGAAGAACCCAACUGAUCCGAGCCAGAGUUUAGCAAUGCUGUAUGUGAAUGGAAACUUCGCUGAGCAGCGAAGACUGCCUUAUCCAGAGGUCCCAGAAGAGCCUGAUAAGUCCGACACAACAGGGACGCGCCGCCACAGAACGGUACAGGCGUUCUUUGGCACUACUCGUGGUGUUGCUGUGGAGCCAAAACCAAAUGUGAGCGUGUCGAGGUGGUCGUUGGGAAAUGCGCAUCUGUAUGCGGUUCCGCUGACAGAUGAAUUCGUGGCUGUUCAUUACCGGCUGGGUCCACAUUACUCAGGCAAUCUGCAGGAUUGUCUUGGUCCACUAUUAACAUAUCAUGCCUCUUCAGAGCUCAACCGAUAUAAUGAGUUACUGCAUCCAGAGAAGACGGACAAGUCAGACAUUGUCACAGCUACGGAGGGAAGAGGCAGUGAUGUUGUGUCAGAGUCCAAAAUCUAUCUUGGCAUCAGCCCACAUGCUGUUCUGGACUUUGAUGCACCAGCAAGAGGCCAGUUGAGCAGCUUCGAGCUGGACCAGAGAACGCUGCCGCGUUAUCAGAAGCUCAUGCAGACCACGCGAGCGGUAGCCAUCAAUACUGCUGCUGGAUCUAUACAUGAUGCUUUCGCGCGCUCGUUCGGCACUGGUUAUAUGAUAGGCGAGCCGGUUGUAGUCGUUCCUCGCGGCAUCGACGAUGCUACUUGGUGCCUAGCCGGAUCGCUGCCAGUUUUGACACAAUUACUGGAAUCCGCGACUACCCAGAAGGUGUUUUUGCAUGCGGUGGAAAUGUUUUGUGAGGCUGUUAAAGAUAGCUGGCGCAUUAGCGAGGCAAUGGAGAAAGGACACGGUUUUGGUGUGCUCGCGAUGAUCAUUCGAGAGAAGCUUGGAUUUGAGCUCGGCUCUGCUCAAUCCAUGCGAAGGCCUUCCGUGGUGCUGAGCACGGAAGAACGCCAGUCUCUGCCUCACGCAUUGCUGAUGCUGGUUCUGGGCUUCGCCGGCUAUCGCAAAGACGCGCCUGAGCAAUCUAUGCUGGUCAAUCCCAUGGCAUAUCGUGUUCUCCUGAUCGACUUCGAUACAUGGCGCAGAUGUGAUGCUCCCACUCAGCAAUUGUACUACCAGCAGUUUGUGGACUUCACCACGAACAAUCACAACAGCUCGUUCAAUCAGAAGCGACUUAUUCGCAUGCGGUGCAUCAAGAAGCUCAUCGAGGCCCUCAAAUCCGAGGAAAUCACUGCCCACGCGGCGCACCUGAUGAUGCAAUCACUGGGGGCUCUGAUCGACGGACAUUCGUCGCAGAGCAUGUACCGCGAGCUCGCCAUGUACGUCGCCUGGGGUUUGCAUGAUGAGCGCGCGCUUCCCCUCGCUCCGGCUCGAAACUUCGCUAGUACUGUCAGUCUCCGGCAGAAGGUAGGGUCAUGGAACAGAAGUGUUCGUAGUUCGAGACCAACAACUCCUGGUGGACUACCGCAAGCAGCACUCGGGUCUGGCUUGCCACGCUCCGAACUUGCAGUGCUCGUUCUGAAGCUACUAGCAGAUCUCACUGGUGACGACAAAUCAGCAAUGACCAUCCGGCGGUUCAUCAGAUCUGUCACCAGCCGGUGGCUCGUGCGGCUUCUGUCCGAGAACAACAUACGUGUCGUUGAGCUUACGCUGAGCAUCAUCUGCAAAGCGAUUGCAACUCUCGGGCCCGACUUCAAAACGUCCUUUGCGGACAAAAAUGCGGGCUUCGUGACUCUCAAGUUUCGGCUCAAGCUGUUCUGGAGGUCGUCUUCGGUGUGGUUUCUAGUUUUCGCCAUCUUAUUCGGGCGCAACGUGUCCCUGGAUUGGCUGACUCGGGACUUCACAGCCUUCAACCUGGUGGAACUUCUCGGCGUUGAUGACUCACUCAAGGUCAACAAUCCGGAGAUGUUGAGUGUCAUCUUUACGAUGUUGGAAGCCGGUUUGAGAAGAGUAACAGCUGAUGAUGCCACGAGCGAGACAGAGAGCAAGAUGCUCAAACACAUCGUACAGUUCCUAGGUGAGCUGUAUGAUAGAAGCAGUGCUUUCAGAGAGUUUGCGAUUAGCUCACGCUACUUGCAAGAAAUACUGUUCGUACUUUUCCCCUUGCUGACCGGAACAGAUCGGUUGUCUGCGGAAACAGAGCUACAAUCUGAAGCUCUCUCCUUCCAGGGCGAGGAGGUCAGAAUGCGGCCGCAUUCAACCACUACUGGUGAACGGCCUCCUUCUGUUCGGAGCUUAAACAUACACGAGACCAGUUCUAGCAGUAGGACGCCGUCUCCCAGAGCUGCCAAUCGGGUCUCUAAGCCAAGGAGAUUGUCGUCCUUCGUUCUCGUGAACGACCUCUUGGCUGUGCCACCAGCGCACUUCAAAGCUCCGAUGGCGCCUCCAACUGGUGCUCCAAUACAGAUCAAUGUUGCUAACGCGCUGGUCGAGAGCGUACUCGAGCUCGCCAUCACCCACAUCAUUGACCAAGUCUGUCACAAGGACAAAUUCAGUGGUAUUGGACUGUUUUUAAAGGUGCCUCCGGGAUUCAAGGAGCAUCAAGCCUACUUUGAAUCAUAUGUCUUGGUGCACGCGCUUUCGCAGCUUGGCAGUUACCUGCGUUUGCAUCAGGACUUAUUGGUUGAGACGCGAGUACUCACGAAUCUUGCUCGAUACUCUCAGCAUAUGGCCGAAGCAGUGUCGGAGGGCUGGUUCAUUGAUGGAGCCCAGCCACUUCUUGACUUCACCGGUGAGAUAUUGGAGCACCUACAGCGACCAGAGGUUGCCGAGAUGAAAGCCGUCAGGCUGUGUAGUCAGUCAACCACUGCCAUUCGUGUCAUCUUUCUCAAAGCUACGCUGUGGCGAUUGGCAGAACUCAACGAAGACGCCGGCGAAAAGGACGUCAGCGACUUUCUGAUGAAGAUGACCUACUGGCAGACCAUACUAUUUUCAUCAGAGAACCACGAAUCGACGUUCACAAAGCUCAUUUGCUACCUGCUGUAUCACAAGCUUGUAUCAAAUGUCCAAUCAGUGCGCGUGGCUGCCGCACAACUGUGGCGCAUAGUCCUGGUGCAGAAGCCUACGGAGACUGCUACCAUGCUCACGAACACGAUGGGUCCCGAUCAACGUCACUUGUCAACUGGCUUCAUGAAGCUUGUCUCUAUGGACGACGAGGACUUUCUGGAGUGGAUCGACAAUCAUCGCGAUAUGCUUGACCAUGUCUUCUACGACUCGCUUAGCAAACCUUGGGACGAUUUCGUUGAGGCGGAAAAUCGUACCUCGGAGGAGACGACCAAGAACCGACUCAAUAAGCGGAGAGACAAGCUGAGGCAGUGGAAAAUCGAAGAAACUAAUAACGAUGAUCUCGUCAACCGCUACGAAGUGUCCACGAACCAUUGGCGGGCGAAUGUUCAUGCACAGGAACGCGCAAAAUUGCAGCGGGCGCAGCAAGAUCACCAAGAAUAUGUGAACCAGCUCAUGACGGCGUUCUCAAAGGUGGAGAAGAGCGUGAGACAACCCAGUGGACUGGAACCCACACCUGUCAACAGAUGGCAGCUGGAUGAGACCGAGGCCAUCAACCGCAUGAGGAUGCGACUAGUACCAGAAACUGCUGAGCACCAACAAGCACUUGAGCCUAAGCGGAAAGGGUCGCAGCGUGCGCCCAAUGGUCAGCUUUCCAUUGAUACACGUCUGAGAUCACAGUCUGAACCACCUGGGUCGCCGGCUUUGCUUAAUUCCGGCCAGCCUUUGCCCUCCAUCGUGGACGGGACUUCUGAGCCAGUAGAACUCCUUGCGGAGACGGGCCCGGCACGUCCAAGAGGUGACUCGGUGUCUGAGUCGCAGAUGCUCGAAGGAGGAUUUGAGAUGGUGGAUGACCCGAAAGAGGACGAGGAUGGUCUGAUCGAGGACAAGAAUCGCAAGGUCAUGACCAGCUUGCAGCGGGGGGAUAUGGUACAGCAAUUAUACAACGUAUCCCGGAUAGUCGGCUUGGAGGCUUGCGAAGGACUGGUCGUGGUUGGUCAAAAAUGCUUCUACAUGCAGGACAACUUCUUCCAACGAUCGGACGGCGAAAUCGUAAGUGUAUCACAGGCACCCGAGGACGAGCGUGACCCAUACGUGCAACAUAUUUCUGGCAAAGACGUAGGUGCUCAGCGCACCAAGCACGCAGUCGGUGACCAAGAGACGCGCCAUUGGACCUGGGCCGAAGUACUCAGUGUCUCGAAACGUCGAUUUCUCUUACGAGACGUUGCUAUCGAGGUCUUCUUCGGCGAUGGGAGGAGCUACCUGAUUACUUGUAUGACUAGCAAAGUUCGCGACGAUCUCUACAGUGCUGUCGUUCACAGAGCUCCGCACAUAUACAGCACAUCUUCACUGGCCAGCGAAGACUCAUGGCGACUAGACACACUUCGCAAUCCAGAAGAGGCGCCAAAGAACUUGGGCUCGAAGUUCAACAGCCUCUUCAACUCGGGGCCAACCCAUGCUGCCACCAAAAAAUGGCAACGGGGCGAGAUGUCAAAUUUCCAGUACCUGAUGCUAGUCAACACGAUGGCUGGCAGGACCUUCAACGAUCUCACACAGUACCCAGUGUUCCCGUGGAUCCUGGCAGAUUACACAAGCGAAGAGCUCGACCUGGACAAUCCAAAGACCUUCCGAGACUUCUCCAAGCCCAUGGGCUGUCAGACCCCCGCACGCGAGGUGUACUACAAGGACAAAUUCAAGCAGUUCGCCGAAAUGGGCGACCAAAAUGCUCCAUCUUUCCACUAUGGAACACACUACUCGUCGGCCAUGAUCGUCAGUUCCUACCUCAUUCGACUACAGCCAUUUGUCCAGUCCUACCUCCUGUUACAAGGUGGUAAUUUUGAUCAUGCCGACAGACUGUUUGAUUCCAUCGAGAAAGCCUGGAAGUCAGCUUCCAAGGAGAACAUGAGCGACGUUCGUGAGCUGACCCCGGAGUUCUUCUAUCUGCCUGAAUUCCUGAGUAACAUCAACAAGUACGACUUCGGCACAAAGCAGGUGACUGACGAGCUGGUGAACGAUGUCAAGUUGCCCAAGUGGGCAAAAGGCGAUCCCCAUAUCUUCAUCAUGAAACACCGCGAGGCACUCGAGAGUCCAUACGUCAGCCAGCAUCUGCCUGAUUGGAUUGACCUGAUCUUUGGCUACAAGCAAAGAGGAGAGGCAGCAAUCGAGGCGACAAAUGUCUUCAACCACCUAUCGUACGCUGGAGCCACUGAUCUGGACAAGAUUGAUGAUAGAGUCGAGCAUAUCGCUACUAUCGGCAUCAUUCAUUCUUUUGGACAGACACCGCAUCAAGUCUUCCAGAAGCCGCAUGUGCAUCAUGAAGCUGACAAGCAGACUGAGCCGAAGUUAGACAGCUUGGCAGAAACGCUCGUCCGUCUACCAGACCCCGAUGUCCACACUGGUGAAAAAGUCGCGGAGUUUACGUUCGCCCCCCAUCAUGGUAGAGUCUUGGCCGCUGGACCUUACAAGUUAAAUGUCUUACCUGACUGUACUCGUUAUAUGCAAUGGGGUUAUGCCGACAACAGCAUCCGAUUCUUUUCGUCGCACAGCAAACGAGCGCUCGGUCUAUACGAGAACACUCAUGUCGGCCCAAUCUCGACAGCCACUUUCGUGGACAGCAAGACCCUCAUCACUGGCGGCCAGGACUGUACGAUCGGGAUCUGGAAGCUCACGCAGAGCAAAGACUUGAUCGAGAUCGCGCCCAGGACAUAUCUUUUUGGUCACAGGACUGCAGUUACUAUUCUUGCAGCAAGCAGAGUCUUCAGCACGCUUCUCUCAAUAUCUGCGGAUGGUCAAGCUCUCCUCUGGGGGCUGAACAAAUUCACUUGCAUUCGAGUCUUACUGCCCUCUGGCGGACAUGCAAUACACGCGGCGAAGAUCAGCAAUACCUCUGGGCACAUACUGCUUUGUCGCGGCUCCCAUGUGCUACUCUACACUCUCAAUGGCCACCUUCUGGUUGAACAGAAGCUUUGUGAGCGGGAAGAAGAUGAGAUUCUGUGUUGUGCUUUCUAUGAAGGGCAGGGUAAUGAGUAUCUUCAAAGGGAGCUGAUAUUUACAGGACAUGCACACGGGGUGACAAAUGUGUGGGCCUUGACGACACUCAGCGAUGGGAGCUGGUAUUUGCAAUUGGUGAAGAGAAUGCAGCACACAGAAUACUUGGAGUCCUCGAGCAGAGUGGCGGGUAUUACGGCUGUAUUGCCAUGUGCGCGAGAAGUGUAUACUGGGGAUGAGGAUGGCAAUGUCUGGAGGUGGGAGUGUGUGGUUCGUGGGGCCAGUGCGAGCUCGAGAGGGAGGUGAAAGAUGGUGAGAUUACAUUGGUGAGUGCACUGAGUCGAAGUGAAUAGUUACCUUAAGAAUAUAUAAACUGCGCCUGAGUGGACGCAAUGUUACUAUUUGCC